CACUAACUUCAUUCCAAAGUCAGCUGCGACUCCUCCCUCCUGGUAUCUAUUUAGCCAAGAUGUCCUUCCCAAGGUUCCUGUGGAUGGAAGUCAAAGAAAUCAACUGCAUCUGAGAGUCUGACGACAAGUCACAGAAUUGGAAAACCAGAGCAAAAAGCCCGAGGGACACCAUCAAGCCCUUAAUCAACAUGAGGGACACCACCAAGCCCUUAAUCAACACGAGGGUCUUGUGGACAUUUCAAACUCGCUCUCCUAAGAUACCAAGGUUCAUUGCUGUAGGGCUCGCUUUCGGCCUGUUGGGAAUUUUCCUGUUCGGAGAACAGAGAAGACUGAACCGGUGGCCCCAAAUCAUUCUCAACAUGUCCCCUUCCCGGUCUGGAGAUAAUCCCAGGCCUGGAGAUGCUGACGCCAUCAAAGGACGAUAUCCGCUGGAUUGCGCCGGAGUUGCCGGAGAGCUCAGAAAAAAACAUUGGCAGAGCAGGUAUGGGCAUAGAAGAGGGCUACAACCUAUGAAGUUGAAAUUUCCUAUCUAUAUCACUCAACGGCUUAAGGACGAAAAGACCUUGGGCCAGCAGCGGCGUCUCUAUAGGAGGUCCCUGAAAUGGGAUCACUCAGACGUAGUGAGAAACUGAGAAGACGAGAGGGCUGUCUUUUGGAUGAGAGGCAACUCGUCAGACUUGGUCAAGUGCAAAGGGGCUUCAACAAAAACGCGAGAUAGUCUACUGUAAAGCGAACGCAUAAUCUGAACCCUUCUCGCUACGCUUUCAGCUUUCUCUCAAGUAGUCCUCCACAAAGA
Molecule: messenger RNA, 796 nt
Organism: Hyaloscypha bicolor E
Lineage: Eukaryota; Fungi; Ascomycota; Leotiomycetes; Helotiales; Hyaloscyphaceae
Exons: 1
Coding region: 189-632 (147 amino acids)
Source: RefSeq, a predicted model, not a curated record